UAUAACCAUGUGAUUACUCGAACAUUUUAUAUGUUGAUAAAUAAAUGUCGAUAUUUUGAGUAGCAGCGACCAGUCCACCGGCAACAUGGCAGCGAUGGUAGUGUCUCGUUCUUCUUCCUCCCUCUUCUCCGCCCUUCACAAUGGUGGAGUACGGACACUGGUCACCUCUUCCCCCCAGUUGGCAGCAGUAGCAGGUGUCCAGGCAAAGACCAAGGCCACACUGGGAAAGCCAGGCAUGAAGAACAUUGUGUUGGUAGAGGGAGUGAGGACACCCUUCCUUAUGUCUGGCACACAAUACCAGAAGCUGAUGCCCCACGACUUGGCACGGCAGGCACUCACAGGCUUGGUUGGAAAGAUGGGGCUGGACAAGAGUGUGGUGGACUACAUUGUGAUGGGCACUGUCAUUCAGGAGGUGAAGACAUCAAAUGUGGCCCGGGAGGCAGCCUUGGGAGCGGGAUUUUCAGACAAGACUCCAGCCCACACUGUUACCAUGGCCUGCAUAUCUGCCAACCAGGCCAUCACCACCUGUGCAGGACUGAUGCACGCAGGAGUGUAUGAUGCCUGCAUUGCCGGUGGAGUGGAGUUCAUGUCAGAUGUCCCUAUUCGUCACUCACGGAAAAUGAGAGAACUUAUGCUGAAACUCAACAAGGCAAAAACUACAGGUGCUCGGCUGAGUCUGCUCUCCCAGCUGUCCAUGAAGCACCUAAUGCCUGAGCUGCCAGCCGUUGCUGAGUUUUCCACCAACGAGACCAUGGGACAUUCUGCUGACCGCCUUUCUGCUGCAUUUAAGGUGUCUCGGGAGGAGCAAGAUAACUUUGCAUUGCGGUCCCAUACAUUAGCCCACAAGGCCCAGGAGGCUGGCCAUCUCUCUGAUGUGGUGGCCUUCAAGGUGCCAGGAGUGGACCAGACUGUAGAGAAAGACAAUGGCAUCAGGGUGUCCACAUUGGAACAGAUGGCCAAGCUGAGGCCAGCCUUUGUAAAACCUUAUGGCACCAUCACUGCUGCCAAUGCCUCUUAUCUGACUGAUGGAGCUUCAGCCUGCUUGCUGUGUACAGAGGAGAAGGCCAAGGAGAUGGGAUGGAAGCCCAAGGCUUACGUCAGGGACUUCACCUAUGUCUCCCAGGAUCCUAAGGACCAGCUGCUACUUGGCCCCUCCUAUGCAACCCCAAAGGUUUUGGAGAAAGCAGGAUUGAAAAACUCUGACAUUGAUGUUUGGGAGAUUCAUGAAGCCUUUGCUGGACAAAUUUUGGCAAACAUGAAAGCCAUGGAUUCAGACUGGUUUGGCAAAACUUACCAGGGAAGAUCAGGGAAGGUUGGUGCUCCUGACAUGGACAAGAUGAACACAUGGGGUGGCUCUCUCUCCAUUGGUCACCCAUUUGGUGCUACAGGUGUGCGGCUGUUGAUGCACGCUGCCCACCGCCUUAUCAAAGAGGAUGGACAAUAUGCCUGCAUCACUGCAUGUGCUGCUGGUGGACAGGGUGUUGGUAUGAUAGUUGAGAGGUACCCUGGGGCAACAAUGUAGUGCUUCCCCACCCCUCUCACUGUAUUCUGGAGCUGCCUUACACAAGCCUCAGCUGCCCUGGGUCAAUAGUAGGUCUAAGGAACUGCACUGAUCAAUGCAAUAUUCAUAGUGUAAUUAUUUUCCAUAUAUCAUAUGCUUGUAAAUACCAGUGUGUUCAUGAAGGGUCUGGGAGUUCUCCAUUAUGUCAUUAAUCCAUUUCACAAAUUUCCAGCAUAAUGUAAAGAAGACAAACUUUAUUCCUGUUGGUUUAAAAGUAUAUUUUAAUGGCAAAUAUGUAAUUUCCCUGCUCAAAUUUUCUAUCUGAAAGUAUAGAAAAACUUUAUUUGAUCUUCAUAGGAAACCAAUUUCCUGGUACACACACCUUAUUUUCCUUCUGAUGAGAAAAUUUAUUUGGUCUCUCACUUCCUCCUAUUUCAUUUACUUUUUUCUUAUUCCAAGUAUAAUUCCAAGAAAUUCUCUCUCUCUCUCUCUCUCUCUCUCUCUCUCUCUCUCUCUCUCUCUCUCUCUCUCUCUCUCUCAUAUUGUAAUACCAGUAAGAAUAAAUUUAGUUUGUCUUUGCCAAUGAUUGUUGGAGGUAAAGAGUGGUAUCUGAAUUGUUUGUAGAUGAUACUGCACUGAUGGUUUAUAAAGAGAGAGAGAGGGGGAGAUAGUAAGAAGAAUUGGAAAGAGUGAAUAAAAGGAGAAAAUUAGGUGUGAAAGAAAAAAAAGAGAAAUUAAGUAUGAGGAUGUAAGAUGGUAGGAUAAAUCCAUAUGUGAAUGGUGCUUGGAGAGAUGGCACAUUAGCAGUAUUUAGGGUCACAUGUUGUUAUGAAUGGAGGAAGGAAGGAAGGGUUUAACUGUAGAUCACUUCAGUGUGGUGGGCUUGAGAAACCCAGUGAGUAUGUGGGGUAAUGUAUUUGACAAAUAUUGAAGUUUUAGAGAUGCAUUUACACAUGGGAUAAAUACAGUGUAGAACAACUGCUGGACGACAGAGGGAUAUCUUUGGUUAUAUUGAGACUGUAAUGAAUGCGUCUUAACUGCGUUGCCCCCACACAUAACUUGCCUGUUUGUCUUCCUGAAAAUUGCCAAUUAGGAUUAAGUUCAAAGACCUGUCCACACUGUUGGGCAGUGCUUGAUAGGCAAGUGCUGUUAUCAUGCCCCAUUCCAAAAAUGCAAGCUGAGAAGAGAAGUGGCAGGCACAAAGAUGACAUCAGAAGUAGGGAAGUGACAGGCAAAUAUGAGCAAGCAGCUGUCUGUGAGGGCAGUUGAGUGAAACACUAUAAACUGUUCUCUCUGGUUGGUGUAAUAUUGGUUUUAAUCAUCAGUAUCCUUUAAACAAUCACUCACUAAGUAAUUGUUUUUGAGAACUGCACAUAUGGGUUGGUAUAUUUCGGUAUAAUGAGACAAGCUCUGCUCCAAUAUUCUCAUGGUAUUCUGCAACACUGCAUAUAAGCAUCCUGAUGUUAAGAACCCGAGUGUUGUUUUGAUAAAGGCUCUGCACACACAUACCUACCUUAAGUGUGUAUCCUACUUUGUUAGGUAUGUUCCACUUUAGCAAGGAGUGUAUAGAAACUGUUUACAUCCAUUCUGAACUGCCAGACCACCUCUUGAGUGGUGUGAAGUAGCAUACUAAAUGCAGACUUUGUCUGGUAAGGGCAGAGAAACAGGCUCUCUAAUAGAGUAAGAUUUUCACCUUUCCCUUACCUGGUAACACUGCUUCAGAGGCAAGAGGAACACAUUCAUAUAGUGUGGAUAGGCCCAAAGUUUAUAUUUACUUUUAUAUAAUAUAUCCACAGCAACAUGCAGCCCUAAAUAAUGUUUCAUCAGAGACCAGCAGUGUGCAGUAAGCUUGACACUCCUUUUGUGUUGUAGAUUUGACAUAUGAUGGAGAAUAGUAGCAUUUAGUGUAUGUGGUAUACUGAACAAUUUUAUGAUUAGUAUGGAGCAACAGGAAGCAUUAAAGUACUAUUAUAUGCAAUGGGGAAGCUUGUGUAUUUUCUCCUUGAUCCAGGUCCUUCCUACACAUCCAGAAGUCAACUGGACAAAAGCCUUCCUUCUUCAGUUGUAUGUAUGUGUGUAAAAGAGAGAGAGAGAGAGAGAGAGAGAGAGAGAGAGAGAGAGAGAGAGAGAGAGAGAGAGAGAGCUUGCAUGUAUGUCUUUAUGUUGGUUACCCAUCUUUGCAGGAAUGUCAGCUUGGUAUGUAGGGAUAAAUUUUUAUAACAGUACUUUAAGAAUGUUUAUAACAAAAAAAAAAAAAAAAAAAAAAAUUGAUGUGGAAUAUGUGGGCUGCUUUGCAUAGUAUGACAGCUUGUUAUUAAAUUGUCUUUUAUUAAGACAUCUUACGUAGUGUACUCCAUACUGAGCCGACACCCCAGUGAAGAGUGGUGGCCAAGACAAGAUGGACACAAAAAAAAUUGCACAGCUUAGAUGGUUUGACAUGAGAACUGAAGAUAAAAUUAUGUAAUAGGAAGGACAAGGAUAUGUGGGAAGACAAAGUACUAUCUUCUUGUAUACAAUACUUCACAUGAUUGGCAUGCAUAUACAACAGAUUCCACUGGUAGGAAAUCCCAUGACUGAAACAUAUUCAUAUAACAAGCUCUUUGUACCUUGUCUUUCAGGUUCAUGAAAAUAUGAUACAUGCAGGUUUGUAACUGUAUACAAAUAAAGAAAUACAAAAUCUUAA
This is a messenger RNA of Scylla paramamosain (green mud crab), 4184 nucleotides long. RefSeq names its product trifunctional enzyme subunit beta, mitochondrial-like (gene Mtpbeta). The record is from RefSeq and is a predicted model, not a curated record. The transcript has 10 exons. Gene Ontology annotation, biological process: fatty acid beta-oxidation. Lineage: Eukaryota; Metazoa; Arthropoda; Malacostraca; Decapoda; Portunidae. Gene Ontology annotation, molecular function: acyltransferase activity, transferring groups other than amino-acyl groups. Gene Ontology annotation, cellular component: mitochondrion. The coding region runs from base 86 to 1522 and encodes 478 amino acids.